GUCAACAAAACUCUACUGUGAGUUACCCAAGUUCUCCGUUUUCCCCGAGCCUGGGAUUGACAUGCGUCUGGAGAAGUGAUAGGCGCACAAAUUCUUCCAGCGCUGAGAACGAAACAACUAUGUCCUUACCAACAGCGUCGCCGCCGUCACCUCAAGCGAAACCACCUCAGGGCGAAGACAGAAGCCAAGAUCAGCUCGAGUCAAAGGAUUCGCCUCAAGUUGAAGGCUCCAAUAGUGAGAUAACCCAACCUGCGCAACCUCAGACUGGAAGAGAGCAAUUUAAUGCCAUGAUGAGGUCAAUGAAAAGCCAUCCAGAUGGACACUGCAUCGGUUCGAUUGGUACCGAUGGGGUCUACAGAGAGAUCCAUUAUCUCCCUGGUCCGCCCGACCAGAUAAGCGACUACGAGAUAUACGACGCGAAACCCAUGUCGCCGGAGAUGAUCAAAGCCUGGCUUGACACACGGCCUUGGAAACAGGAGACGGAAGACAAGUACCGAGACGCUGAUGGUAGAACAGUUCCACAGGAGCAGUGGUGGAACCCGCCGCCUGGUAUGCUUUUCCCCAUGCGAUCGAAGAACGAGCGCGAUGAGGAGAUGAGGGUGUACCGCGAGGAGAGGAAGGCAAAAGAAGAGAAGAUUGCAAGGGGAGAGAUUGAAGCGGAGGUGCCUGUGGCAUGUAAUAGUAUCAAGAGUGACUAUGAUUUAAGUCCUCGCUAGGGUUCGCCGAAGGCGACGAGCAGGGCGUAAGAGCUACUACGCAUUGGUCGGUUGGGAGUGAGAUUUUGAAAAUACUCGGUCUCAUGCCCAUAGUAGUGUUGGGGAUGGGUUUGGGGUUGUCGUUGCUGCUUCCAAGUUCAUUAGUAUUGGCAACCUUGGAGAUCUAGGCCUUCGGUAUGGACGGCUCCUCCACGGAUGGGUACCAAGCCUCCGUUCAACUGCAUGAAUGAAGAUGUGUCGUUUGCUGUAGACUAU
Molecule: messenger RNA, 971 nt
Organism: Alternaria rosae
Lineage: Eukaryota; Fungi; Ascomycota; Dothideomycetes; Pleosporales; Pleosporaceae
Exons: 2
Coding region: 120-716 (198 amino acids)
Source: RefSeq, a predicted model, not a curated record